This is a messenger RNA of Acaulospora morrowiae, 498 nucleotides long. Lineage: Eukaryota; Fungi; Glomeromycota; Glomeromycetes; Diversisporales; Acaulosporaceae. The record is from the annotation of a GenBank genome assembly.
AUGUGGUGCGAUAAUUGCUUGUUGUUGUUUCCGUUAAGAAGCGGUGCCAUGGUCCUGAGUGUUAUUAUGAUGAUAUACCAAAUAGGCGGCGGUAUAUUUUUGUUUCUAUACGGAGACUUUUUCUUCUUCCACUACAUGGAGCCAAAAAUAUAUGGCGCAUAUGCCAUGAUACAGGCAUUUAUGUCACUCAUAGCCACGAUCGGUUUCUCAAUCAUAUCAUUCACAAUCGCCAGCUCCCUCGUUUGUUUUUACCCGUUCCUGGUAAUAUUGGGAGCCGUUCGGGCUGGAAUUAUGUCUUGGUCAUUGGUAUACUAUAAGGAGAGAAUCAUAUGGGAAUGUGAUAAUGGCGGUACGAAAUGGGUGGAUCCUUCAACCAUUACGACCACCACCGACACCACCAGUGACCCUACCCUGAUGCCUCCCGUUGUUUGCAGAACUGGUGUGGAUAAUUUCAACGCGUUAAUUACAACCGGUCUUUGCAUUGACUUUAUCUUGAUG